Molecule: messenger RNA, 2622 nt
Organism: Tremella mesenterica DSM 1558
Lineage: Eukaryota; Fungi; Basidiomycota; Tremellomycetes; Tremellales; Tremellaceae
Exons: 10
Coding region: 381-2501 (706 amino acids)
Biological process (GO): glutathione biosynthetic process
Cellular component (GO): glutamate-cysteine ligase complex
Molecular function (GO): glutamate-cysteine ligase activity
Source: RefSeq, a predicted model, not a curated record
CACAUCAACAACUUCUCUUCACAUUUACAUUCACAUCUACCCAUCUCAACUUUUGUAGUACAAGGGACCGGUACUGGCUGUCGGUCUGCCGGUCCACGAUACAAAAGAAGUAUUCACCACUUCCCAUUACUUAGCCGACGAUUCCGACUCCCCGAACACCGCAAGGUUGGAUCCCUUUACCGACAACAAACCCGAAUCAUCCGAAUUGCUUACGAGCAUCAAGUUUGAUAUCCUAUUGGAUUUAAGAGGGGUUCGAUCCUGUUUUAUUUUUUGAUAAAGAGGAAUCCUACCCAGACUAUCGUCGUAUAGUUAAUCGGACAGGAGAUAGUACAUAGUGCAGAUAGUAGUCAAGACGAAGAAGGUUUGUGAAGAUAUACAUAAUGGGGUUAUUAGCACUUGGUACACCUCUCGAUUGGCCGGAUACGAAACCUUUGGCGGAACAUAUUAGAUAUCAUGGUAUAACUCAAUUUUUGAAUACUUGGGAUAAAUGGAAGGAUCAGACUGGGAAAGGGUUGUUAUGGGGUGACGAGAUCGAAUACAUGGUAGUUUCCUUCGAUGACGAGAACAAAUCAGCCCUUCUAUCCCUCAGACAAACGGAGAUUUUGGAGAGAUUGCAAAGUGUUACUUUGGACCCCGCUUUGGAAAAACAUAAACCUAAGAAAUGCGUCGCAAUACCAACGUUUCACCCGGAAUACGGAAGAUACAUGGUCGAAUCCACUCCCGGUGCCCCGUUUUCAGGUCACGUAAAAGAUCUUAUCGCGGUAGAAUGCGAUAUGCGUUUCCGACGACAAAUCAUAAGAUCUCUACUUCUCCCUCAUGAACUUCCCAUAACUCUUACUUCAUGGCCUAGGCUAGGAGUUUCAGGAGAAAAUUUCACUGAACCUCCCACAAUGCCAGACCCAGAGGGCAGUAGUAGUAAAAGUUUAUAUGUGGGACAAUUGUUGACCAAUCCCCAUGCCAGAUUCCCAACUUUGACGGCAAAUAUCAGACAAAGAAGAGGAAGUAAAGUCGAUAUCCGAGUUCCUCUCUUUAUAGACGAGAAUACCGUCGUACCGGAAGGCAUGUCUGCUCCUCAGGCUAAUGGUCAUUCCAACCCGGCUAAACCAUCCCCCGGCACUCCUUACAUCCAUAUGGACGCCAUGUGCUUCGGCAUGGGCUGCUGUUGUCUUCAAAUAACUUUUCAAGCAUGGAAUGUGGACGAGGCCAGGAGAGUGUAUGACGCUCUCGUUCCCGUCGCUCCGAUCAUGUUGGCUUUGACAGCCGCCAGCCCGGCUUUCAGAGGUCAGUUGGCAGAUGUGGAUGCGAGAUGGAAUGUAAUUGCUGCUAGUGUGGAUGAUCGGACUGAAGAGGAGAGGGGUUUGAAACCCCUCAAAGAAAACCGAUGGCGCAUACCUAAAUCUCGAUACGACUCUGUUGAUCUGUACAUUUCCAAUGACGAACGUAACAAACCAGAGUAUCAUGAUACUUAUGUACCGAUGGAUCCUGCUGUUCGACAACGUUUAAUGAAUCAUGGUGUCGAUGAUCACCUCGCUUCCCACAUUGCCCAUCUCUUCAUCCGUGAUCCUCUAGUUCAAUUUUCCGAGACCAUCGAUCAAGACGAUACCGCCUCCAUGGACCAUUUCGAAAAUAUUCAAUCUACCAAUUGGCAAACCAUUCGAUUUAAACCUCCACCAGUCAAUUCGCCAAUAGGAUGGAGAGUAGAGUUCAGGAGUAUGGAAGUGCAAAUGACAGAUUUUGAGAAUGCUGCAUUUGCUAUAUUCAUCGUUUUGCUCACUAGAGCUAUCAUCAGUUUUGAUCUUAAUUUCUACAUGCCCAUAUCUCAGGUCGAUUCGAAUAUGCAACGUGCCCAAGAACGUAAUGCAGCCAAAUCUAAUAAAUUCUUUUUCCGUAAAAACAUCUUCCCCCUCGAUAGACCGUUGACAAAAUAUGAUCUAGCCUCUCGACCUCGUACUCCUACAUUACCAUCUCCGACCGACUCCACAACAUCGCAUAGAAUUCCUACAUCACCCUCGGCAACCAAUGGUUCACAUAAUCACACUUUUAUCUCUGGAUCAUCUACAUUUCUCAAUGGACACGGUAGGGAAUCAUCACAUGCCUCGACCAGAUGUCCUUCACCGGAAGAAGAAGAAGCGUAUAGCGAUGAAGCUGUGGAAAUGACACUGGACGAGGUUAUCAAUGGUCGUGGAGAAGGAUUUCCAGGAUUGAUGGGAGUCGUUAAUGCUUAUUUGAAUAGUCUGAAUGUUGAUGUGGCUACGAAAUGUGAAUUGAGGAGGUCACUUGAUUUGAUCAAACAUCGUGCUCAGGGACGACUUGUUACCCCCGCUGCAUGGAUACGAAAUUUCAUCAUCUCACAUCCUGCGUAUAAGAAAGACUCGAUUGUCAGCCAAGAAAUCAAUUAUGAUCUAGCCAAGGCAGUGGAUGAAAUCGAAAGAGGUGUUCGUCCGGCCCCAGAACUUCUCGGCUUAGACUACGUAGGAUCCGGUCCCACUGGCUGUCUCUGAUCUCUCAAGGAAAUGUCACGCCGGUUGACACCUCUACCAUCAUCUAUAUCAAUGACGGACGGAACCGUGUAUUGAGAGAAUGAUUCCAUAUAGAUUUUCAAUGUCAAAUCAGAUCAUCUGC